CUGGUACAGUGUAUAAUAUUGGGGGUUUUGUCCAUCGCAGAAAUCUCUUGUCAAUCGGAAGUCGGCUCAGAGUCGUGAAGCGGUAACUCCUGAAAAAACGCAUCGCAGUUCCGAAAUGGUCUUCCUCUCUGCUUCAAACCGAUUCCAAAAAUGCGGUCUGUCUGAAACUUGUGCAAAUUGCUUUCGUAAGCGAGAAAUCCUAGCCUUAGCACUAGCGGCGCGAGCUUGAUAUCCAGGUAUACUGAAGCGGCAGUGGUUCUGCAACAAAAAAGAUUAUACCGAAAACAGGCACGGCCACGGUGUGUUACUCUGCGAUAUUGCACUGCAAAUUUGUCUUCUGAAUAAAGCAGUUAUUUGAGCUUGUGGGACUCACUUCAGACAAAGCACACGACAACCGCGAUGACACUGCUUGAAUCCUAAUAACGCUUUCACUCGGGCCUUAGGUGUUUUUGCACAGCAUCUACGUGGCCGCCACACAAUUUGAGCUUGCCUCUUCUCUCAAUUCCGCAAAGGCGGCUAUUCUGCUCGAACCAUCAUGCCAGGCUCGCGGAAAGGUACGCCACGGGGCGGGCAGGUUCCGAAGACGAAAGUAAUAGUUUUUGACUUUGAUCAGACCAUUUCCCAGUGUCACGUCUUCAAGUGCCUCGCCGGUUUUGUCACGCUCGGACGGGGGAACUUUCUUGAUGGGCCCUACGCGCUCUCAGAGAGAGGGCAGAUCCAGAAGUGCUUCGAGGCGGACGAGGAAAUGAAAGGUACCACUCGCCCGACCCUUGAUCUUGUCGUUACCAUUGGAGGUUUUCAAACUCGUACUAGCAAUCCAAAUUCCCUUUCUAUGUUGUGCUAACUCCCUCCGACAGGCAAAUUCUACGAGCAUUGUCUCGGCGGGAAGGAACAGAUUGCAGAGAUGGAGAAGACCUUCAAGAAACUACGAACGAACGGGUGUUCCCUGGUCGUCUGUUCCAAGGGUUUAGUUGCGCCAAUACGAUUAUCAAAUGCAAAUGCGUCUGGGUUUGAAGGAGUGCGGGUAUCUGCCACGUGGCAGUUUAUUUUUGCAUCACCCAGAUUGAUGAUUUAGAUUUGCUCGACGCAUUGGCAUUCAUCCAAACCCAGGCACAGUUGCUGUGGAUAGUGACUGAUUUUGGAGAAAACGAAGUUGUUGCCGCACUUUGACGAUGUGUACGCCAGAAUCGACGACUACACGAGCAUGCAGGAUGCCAGAGAAUACGACCUCAAUGCAAUGCAGUAAGCACGAUUUUAUUGCGCUGAUUUUUGUCUCUGCUAAACCUAAAGCUACCAGUAGUUAGUAGUAGUCUUCCUCUCAGUCGUGAAUUUUUUUUGGUUGGACAUGAGACCGAAUUGUGCACGCUUAAUUACUUUCUAUCACCAUAUCAACCAAACAAGAAAAACUAUUUGUCAGGACUAAGUUCGCACCAGAGGUGGAGACGCAUAUCGACCGGAAAGACUGCGCGAAGUGGAGUUCGAAAGCGGAAGUGUGUUUGAAACUGGCGAACGGGCGACCCUGCAUGCUUGUCGAGGAUGAUCGCGACGAGAUAAAGAAGGGUGAAAAAGCUGGGCUUGACACCUGCUUCGUCAAGGAUCGUGCUGGCCUCACGGCGACAGAGAUCGGUGAGCUGCUGGAAUGGUCGGCCAAAAAAGUCGAGUCCUAGGGAGCAGUGUACACCAUGUCCCGUUUGUCUGUUUUUCAGUCCCGGUCCGAAGAUACACCACAGAUACACCACAGUUUUUUACAAUCGAUUGCAAACAAGCGUGCGCUCGCUUUUAUUUUUUACAGUAAGGCUAGAAGAAGUGAAUUAAUGAGUAUGCAAGGCCCAUAGAAGAAGUACUCCGGCUUACAAUAGUGUGUUUUUUUAGCAAAGUGCGAUCAUGAGCCAUGUCGUACUUCGCAAGUAAAGCCAGCGCGGGGGCCUCUGCGUUCGCAUACCAGAGGAGACCGCGUGUGCAACGGAAGCUUCGGGCGACAGCCUUGCACGGGCUCCUGAAUUUUUAAAUCCUGUGUGAACUCUACUGAGGAUUCUGUGCAUUGAAAAGCGAGAUGAAACAUGUGUAGAUGCCGUCACUAGGAAAGCAAUAGGACGUUCGUGUUAGCUGAGUUUCCUUCUUGCAAUCAUGCACACUCUCCACGCUUCCCUUUAUUGCUCACCUUCUCUGUGAGUCACUAUUUUCUAUGAUUCGCUUCCAGUGAUUUUUUUUGCCAGCACGAUCGACGACUCACCCAACCGUCCGAUUCUCCGGGACGCCUGAAAAAUUUUGCUUCUGAUGUUGACCUGACCAAGCCAGGCAAAAAACCGCGACUACGACACAUUGCUGCGGCCGGACAGAGAAAGCCGAUGAAAUUUCAGAUAUUCUCUCGGCGCCCCUGUUCGUGGAAUAGCGAGCCUUGAUACAGACCCGAUCUAUCAGUCAACUGCGCGGGAAUUAGGCUGAAAUGGAAGUCUUUGUAGUAAAACUGUUCCAUGCUUUAUCGUGACUGCGCAGCCCGCGACUAAUUGGUAAU
Molecule: messenger RNA, 2515 nt
Organism: Amoebophrya sp. A120
Lineage: Eukaryota; Dinophyceae; Syndiniales; Amoebophryaceae
Source: the annotation of a GenBank genome assembly